UUCAAUCCAAAAUGAAGAUCUUCGUCGUAUUCGCUCUGGCUAUUGCCAGUGUCAGCGCAGCCAAUUUGAACGCCAUUGCACAGCCUGCCUUCGCAUCGGGACGUAUCAUCAAUGGCUACGAGGCUCAGAAGGGUGAGGCUCCAUACAUCGUCUCACUGAAGUACGGCUCUCAUUUCUGCGCUGGUUCAAUCAUCGACGAGAACUGGGUACUCACUGCUGCUCACUGCCUCAUCUACAACAGUUUUGAGGUGGUCGCCGGUCUACACUCACGCAAUGACGAAUCCGAAGUACAGGUCCGUCACGUCACCGGCAAGUCGCAGUAUAUCGUACAUGAAGGUUAUGGCGGUGGUGUCGGUCCCAACGAUAUUGGCCUCAUCCACAUUCCCGAUGGCUUCAAUUUGAACGCGCUCUCACGUGAUGGUGUAGCACCUGUCAACAAAGUGUCCUUGCCAUCUGGUAAAUAUGAAAUCACUGGUGAUGGCAAACUUUUCGGCUGGGGACGUGAUAAUUCUGGUUCUUUUCCAAAUGUCUUGCAAACAUUGGAUGUCAACAUUAUUGG
Messenger RNA from Bactrocera latifrons, 559 nucleotides. RefSeq names its product lectizyme-like. The record is from RefSeq and is a predicted model, not a curated record. Gene Ontology annotation, molecular function: serine-type endopeptidase activity. Gene Ontology annotation, biological process: proteolysis. Lineage: Eukaryota; Metazoa; Arthropoda; Insecta; Diptera; Tephritidae.